AUGGGUUUGUCUCUGCUCUCUCCGCUUCCUCUGCUCCACUCAUUCUCUCCGACAAAAUCCACCGCCUCUAGAAUCAUAGCCACGCCGUCUAGACUCCGCUUGUGCACCAUCAAAGCGACGUCGGAGAAAGGAAGUGAGGAAGAUCCAUCUUUCAAUCCAUUUGGCUUCGUUACGGACAAUCCAUCUAGCAGGAGCGCAAUUCAGCUGCCGGAGUCUCCGGCUGAAGACGGUAACGUCGGUCAGAUUCUCUACAGGACUGAAGAUAAGGGAAGAGAGUUUGGUUCCACCAUCAAAUCUGGGAAGCUUAGAUGGUUUGUCAGAGAAACUGGAUCAAAGGAGAGUCGUCGAGGAACAGUUGUGUUUCUUCAUGGAGCUCCAACUCAGUCUUUUAGUUACCGUACUGUCAUGUCUGAGAUGUCAGAAGCUGGGUUUCAUUGCUAUGCACCUGAUUGGAUAGGAUUCGGAUUCAGUGACAAACCUCAGCCAGGAUAUGGUUUUAAUUACACAGGUUUGUUGAUUUGCAAUAUGGAAUCAAGUAGACAUGGUUCUUUGUUGCCUCUAAUAAGUUUCAAAAAGUAUUUGUCAGAGAAAGAGUACCAUGAGGCGUUUGAUAAACUGCUUGACGUGCUAGAGAUCAAAUCUCCUUUCUUUCUCGUUGUUCAGGGCUUUCUUGUAGGCUCUUACGGUUUAACAUGGGCAUUGAAAAAUCCAAGCAAGGUCGAGAAAAUUGCGAUUCUUAAUACUCCAUUGACCGUUUCAUCCCCAGUUCCUGGAUUGUUUAAGCAGCUGAGGAUUCCUCUCUUUGGUGAAUUCACGUGCCAAAAUGCUAUCUUGGCCGAGCGGUUCAUUGAAGGAGGUAGCCCCUACGUCUUGAAGAAUGAGAAAGCUGAUGUCUAUCGUCUACCAUAUUUGUCAAGCGGAGGGCCUGGCUUUGCCUUGCUAGAGACUGCUAAAAAGAUCAACUUCGGAGACACCUUGGGUCAGAUUGCAAAUGGGUUUUCAUCAGGAAGCUGGGACAAGCCUACGCUUCUGGCUUGGGGAAUAGCUGAUAAGUACCUGUCUCAGUCUAUAGCUGAGGAGUUUGAGAAACUGAACCCUCAACACGUCAAGCUUCGACUAAUUGAAGGCGCUGGCCAUUUGCCUCAGGAAGACUGGCCAGAGAAAGUAGUUGCUGCUCUCCGAUCAUUUUUCUAA
Molecule: messenger RNA, 1194 nt
Organism: Eruca vesicaria subsp. sativa (arugula)
Lineage: Eukaryota; Viridiplantae; Streptophyta; Magnoliopsida; Brassicales; Brassicaceae
Source: the annotation of a GenBank genome assembly